GGGGAGGGGAGGUGGGCAAGAUGGCUCCCGGCGAGUGAUUUUUGCCCGGAUACCUCCGGCGGCAGCUGAGACACCGGGACGGAGGGUGCUGCCCCCACUGCCGCCCAUCUUCCUCUCCCCCGCCCCCAGAGACCCCCUCCUUCCCUUCCUCCUCCUACCUCGGUGGGGAGGGAGGGGAGGUGGGCCUGGUUCCUGGGACACCAUGUCGGACUCUGAGGAGGAGAGCCAGGACCGGCAACUGAAAAUCGUCGUGCUGGGGGACGGCACCUCCGGGAAGACCUCCUUAGCUACGUGUUUUGCUCAAGACACUUUUGGGAAACAGUACAAACAGACUAUAGGACUGGAUUUCUUUUUGAGAAGAAUAAUGUUGCCAGGAAACUUGAAUGUUACUCUUCAAGUUUGGGACAUAGGAGGGCAGACAAUAGGAGGCAAGAUGUUGGAUAAAUAUAUCUAUGGAGCACAGGGAAUCCUCUUGGUAUAUGAUAUUACAAAUUAUCAAAGCUUUGAGAAUUUAGAAGAUUGGUAUUCUGUGGUGAAGAAAGUGAGUGAGGAGUCUGAGACUCAGCCACUGGUUGCCUUGGUGGGCAAUAAAAUUGAUUUGGAGCAUAUGCGAACAGUAAAACCUGAAAAACACUUAAGGUUUUGCCAGGAAAAUGGUUUCAGUAGCCACUUUGUCUCAGCAAAGACAGGAGACUCUGUCUUCCUGUGUUUUCAGAAAGUUGCUGCUGAAAUCCUUGGAAUCAAGUUAAACAAAGCAGAAAUAGAACAGUCACAGAGGGUGGUGAAGGCAGAUAUUGUAAACUACAACCAGGAACCUAUGUCAAGAACUGUUAACCCUCCUAGAAGCUCUGUGUGUGCAGUUCAGUGAGCGCAUUUUUCUUCUGUAUUGAUAGUUCUGGCUGCCCUUCGCCUCUGUGUGGGCUCGAGGACCUGUAGGAACUUGUUUUAUCAGUGACCAUCUCUGUAGUUCAGUUAACGCUUUCCUCUCAACUCGCUUCAUCAUUGCCUGUUGCCUCAGCCGCAGGCAGCUCCUUGGACUGGAAAGAAUUCAACUUUGGGACCACACACUUUGAAUUCAAAAUGGAAAGCCCGUUCUCUGGAAUUAGACUGCCUCAUUGAAAAAGAAUAAUGUUGGUUCUCUUUAUGUCCUCACUUCUUUUUUCCCUGAUGUAAGUUGUUUUAAGCAAAUAUGAAAACUAUCUAAGUCUUGAUCAUCAGCCAGGAUUUUGCCACAGCACAGUUUCAUACUCUUAUCUGAACUCAUACCUGGCAAAGUAUGCUUCAGAGUGCAAACAUUUAAACGAGUAAUAUAUUUUAUCUACAGAUACUUAAGAAGGCAUUCUUUUGCUGUCUAUUGUGAGUGAAAAUAUAUAAAGCUGUAUCUAACUGAAAAUGCUUGAAAUAAAGCUAUAAUAGAACUAUUUUUUUCUCAUUUUUUAAAACAGAGCCUAAAUUCUUUAUAUUUUAGCUGUAGCUCACAAAGUAGUGAGUAUUGGAUAUUGUAUUUUUAUUAUUGUAUCAUGAUCAUUACGUGUUGUGUUAAUACUCAGGUUAGAUGGCUUCGUGAAUUCUGAUAAACAUUCAGCUGAUGCUCCAUGUGGACUUUCUCCUGCCAGCUGUGUAAGAGUACUUCCAGAAUGAAUUAUGACUAUUGUUGGAUCAUUGUGGAUCAGACUGUACCUGAUGUUCAGAUGUUUUUCUCCUGCAAAUAAAUUUAUUUAAAUUAC
This is a messenger RNA of Kogia breviceps (pygmy sperm whale), 1727 nucleotides long. RefSeq names its product RAB28, member RAS oncogene family (gene RAB28). The record is from RefSeq and is a predicted model, not a curated record. Gene Ontology annotation, molecular function: GTPase activity; GTP binding. Lineage: Eukaryota; Metazoa; Chordata; Mammalia; Artiodactyla; Physeteridae. Gene Ontology annotation, biological process: regulation of exocytosis.